Molecule: messenger RNA, 14302 nt
Organism: Porites evermanni
Lineage: Eukaryota; Metazoa; Cnidaria; Anthozoa; Scleractinia; Poritidae
Source: the annotation of a GenBank genome assembly
GGCCAAGUUAGCUAGAGAUGCGCUGUGUCUCCUUUUCUUAUCUUCAAAGGGCUUCCUGGCUCUGCACCUUAAGGCGUUCCCUUUCAGCUUAUUGCUGUAGACCAGAUAGACUUCCAUGGGUCCCUACACAAGGCAGUGCAUGCCAAGCUAGCUUAACAAGGUCCCUUAGAAUGUAUGCUCCCAUUAGAUGCCUAGGUUAGUUUUUUUAAUUAUUUUUUUCUUGAAUUCUUAAAAUUAAUAAGAUGAUACUUGAAACUUUCACUUGCAUGAAGAAUAAGCAUUAUUACGGUAAGUUUCAUUUAGGUCUUGUUUUAAUUACAUUUAGAAACAACAUAGCUACUAACACUUCUCUCUUGUAAUAGCUGAUGGGCCUUUGAUGUACACCUCAGAAAAGGAGGGAAAUGAUGAAACUGGUGAUGGUUCUUUACAGAAACCUUUCAAAACAGUAAUGCAGGUAUUGUAAUACUGAAAUGAUAAACACAAUUGGUUGCUAGCCCUGUUUUUCAUCAGAGACAAAGAAAAUCUACCUUAUUGGUACCUUAUUUCGUGGAUACUUAAUUUUGCAAUUUUGACGACUGGGGAGACAGUAUUUCAUGGUGUUUAUUUUCAGGAUUUAAGCGUUCUCAACUUCAUUUUCUUUUUUUAAAAAGUCUGAACCUUUAAGAAAAUUAGAUAAACUGGAACAAGCAAUGUGUGAAAUCUUUGCAAACUAGCCUCAUUUUACAACAGAAGAUACAAAAUGGAUCUAACCAGUAAAACUAGAAAGCAAUUUGUGUUUGUCAAGACCUACCAUUGCUAUUACAUGUAAAUUGUCAUUUGAAUUUUCUAUAUGGGUAAUAAAUUCUGCAUGCUUUUAAUUUCACGAGGAUUUAUUCUUGCUGAUCUUUAAUUUUGCGAUUUUCUUGUAAUCACAAAAAACACCAAUAAUUAAAGACCCGCGAAAUUAAGUACCAGUAAGGUAGGUUAACAUGACAACAGGUUUUACCAACAACAUUUACAUGUUCCAGGGAAGUCUUUAAGAAUUUUUCACAAUACUGUAAACUGCUGCUUAUAAGCCCUGGGCUUACAUAUCUUUGUGAGGGGUUUUAGGAAGGCUUUUAUACAGAGGGUCAUAUAAUCAAGGGGGCUUAUAUCCUGAAUAGAAAACUUGCUUCAAAACAAGCUAUGGUAGAGUUUGUUGAUUUAAAAAAAAAAGGUUUCCAUUUACUGGUCUUUAAAUUAAACCUCAAAAAAUCAUGACCAAUCAAAUCAAGAAAAGAAAAGCUAGAGGGAGGCUUAUAAUCAGAUGAUUUUUUGUUCACGAUAGUCAAUUAGAUGGGCCUAUAACCAGGGGGGCUUAUAAAUUUGGGGGGUUUAUAGGUGGCAGUUUUUGGUAUUCAUAGUGCCAAGUUUGGUGAAAAGAGUUUACAUCAAGAGUAUGCAGAAAGCAUAGUAUUAAUUAAGGAAUAUGUUUUUGGGAUUUUGUUUCAUAGGCCUUACGUACCUCUGAAGGGAAGGAACCUUUACCUCAGAUUAUGGUGGAUGGCAAAGAUGAAGGAGAGGUACGAUGGAGAAUUUUUCAAAUUGUAAUAGUUUUGAAUGGCAGUAUUCAUCACCGUCAAGGUUCCAAAAGGCCUUUUUGUUUUAGGUUUUAGUUGACAAAUGAAAUUCAGGUUAAAAAUAAUGGUUUCAACCCAGCUUGAUUCUCAAGUUUCACUGCUUCCUAACCAUUAUUAUUCAUGACUAUGAAUAAUAAUUAUUAGGGUCAAGAAGCCAAGGAACUUGAGAAUCAUUCUACAGUGUAAGUUGAUACCAUUUUUACCUGAAUUUCAUAAUUUGACCCACAACGUUUACAUAAACUAUUAAAAUAGAUUUUAAUUUAAUGGCUGAUUAUGCAUAUUUGCCUCCUGUUGAAGCAUAUUAUUCUCCCCCCCACCCCCAUCCUACGUACAUGUGUACAUGUAUGAGCAGUGUAAAGUGGUCAAGUGUAGCACAGUAAAUUAUGCACCAUCUCCAGCCAUUUUUUCUUUCAUUAUUUGUACAUGUCAGUUGCGUCAUAUAAUCAUGAUUAUCAUUUCAGAGAUACGAAAAGCUUGCAAAGGCCCAGCUAAAGAAAAUGAGCAAACUUUAUGCUCAAGAGAAAAAGAAAUCUGAAGACAGGGAGAAAAAGGAGGUUAGUGUAGAUUAAACCAAGGUUGUGGAUUUUUCUGUCUCUGAUAAUCAAUUUAGGAGAGGUGUGAUGUAGUUCCAGCCUUUGGACAAAUAUCAUAAUGUUAUGGCUCUGAGGUGAAACUUCUUUGAUGCUACUUUUGAGUAGACAUUAAUUUUCUCUCUAAAAUUAAAUUUGGGGCUUUAACCCUUUAAGUCCCUAUAGUGACCAACAUCAAUUUUCUCCUAACAAUAUCCAUAUGUUACCAAGAGAAAUGGUUAUGAGAGUUAAUAAAAUGAUCACCUAAGAGAAAAUACUUUGAUCUUCUACCAAAUUCUCUCAACUUAUCCCUUAAGGAAAUGUAUAAAGACCAGUUUGGAGAAUUUGUAUGUGGAUAUUGGGGCUUAAAGGGUUAAAAUACAUGUAAUCUGGAAUCUUUUGCUCAUAUAAGUAACAUAAAGUACCAAGGAGAAUCCUAGAUGGGCUACAGUCCAUCACAAGGUUACCCCCAGCUUUAUUUCAUUUAAUUUUCCUUGCUUAUAAACUUUUUUUUGAACUUUGCUCGCCUGCCCCCAUAACUUUCCUAAUGGUCCAUCCCUUACUUUCAGAUUAUUUUAGCCAACCACCGGGAGUGCUACAUUUGGGUUGUCACUACUAUGAUUUAUGCCUUAAUUUCUUUUGUUUUGUUUUGUUUUUUUAAGGCUGAAAAGGCUCAACAGAGGGAAAAAAAUCUUGAAGAGGCUAAGAAAAUUACAAUAAAAGAAGAUCCAAGUUUGCCUCCUGCCCAGAGAGUAAGUUCUUCGCUGAUCAGCAUCUUUGGCCAGGUUGAACUUGCCUGUUAGUUGUUCUAACUAAAAAAUACAAUGUAGAUGUAAUCUGGUGCAUACUGAUAUAACUGACUCUUACACCGAAUUCAAGGCAGGUCUUGAUUCUCAUUUGUGUUGCAUCACAGAUAGGAAUAAAAGAUUCAGUGACACAUCGUGACCAGAGGGUAAAGGUGUUUGGCUGGGUGCACAGGCUUAGAAGACAAGGCAAAAAUCUGAUGUUUUUAGUUCUUAGAGAUGGAAAUGGUUUCCUUCAAUGUGUUCUGUCAGAUCAACUGGUAAGCAUUCACAAUUUAUUUUAACAGAUCAGUAGCUCAAAAUGGGCAGCAGGAAUGGGAAAAUGAACCAUGAAAUGAUACAUGAGAUAUGGCUAUUAAAAUUUGAAAUGUGUGAUGAACAAAAUCAGCAGAAGGUAGAUAAAAAGUGGGAAAUCAGACUUUUUCUUUUUACUAAAUGGAAUUUUGAAGAUAAUAUGUUAUAACUGGGGCCCUUAUAAUACAAUGCAAAAUUAGUAAUUAAUACAUGUACCUCAGAUUUUUAUUUAGCAAAAAUUGCAUAUUUAAGUUAUGUUUACCUUUCUUUUUCAAUUUUAAGUGCCAGACUUAUGAAGGUGUAACACUAUCUACAGAAGCAUCUGUAUGUCUUUAUGGUGUCAUCAAAGCACUUCCAGAAGGAAAAACAGUAAGCAUUCUUGUUUUCUAUUGUAGUUGUUUAUGAUAAUGAUAGUUAUGCUGGCUGUUUUGCUGUAAAAAAAUAAUAUUAUUGGUAGAUACAAUUUGUUGAGGUGCAUAUAAAGGAUAUUACAUGGCUGCAUGGAGAUACGAAAAUUUCUCUUUGAGUGUUUAAAAAUAUUUCACGAGUGAGCGCAGCAAACAAGUGAAAUAUUUUUUCAACGCAAGAAGAGAAAUUUUCGUAUCUACAAAAGGCCAUGUUACGCUCUAUUUACAAUUAUAAUGUAAAUACCAAUGAAAUACCAAACCAUUUCACUUUAAUAGUUUUUUGCUUUGAAAGGUGCGAUUUAUUAUUUCGCCAUAUAUAGCAAUGGUUAUAUUUCAUGUGUGAAGAUAACAGGUUAUUUUCACAUAUCAGGUAUCAUGUUUUCAUGCGAAAGCUCACCUGUUAUUUCAUUGGUGUUUAUAUAAUAAAAUGAGGUAGUUAUGUUUUAAAUUCUGUCAAGAGAUUAGAAGUCAGCUUUUUGUAUUAUAAUAAUUUUUUAUUGUCCAGGCUCCCGGAGGACAUGAAAUGGCUGUGGACUACUGGGAACUAGUGGGAGAAUCCCCUGCUGGUGGUGUUGACAAUCUUGUGAAUGAGGUUGGUUAAUAUGAAAGCGAUAAAUUCUUUGUUGUGGCACACUGAAAUGUAAAAUAAACAUCCCCCUUUAAUUAUUAACCCUUUAAGCCUUAUAAAGAGUGAUCAUGUGGAUAAAAUUUCUCCAAGUAAUGUCAGUGCUUCAUAUAGCAGAGAGGUGAUCACAAGUGUUUUAUCGAACGUAAGAUGACAUUUUAACAACUUUUCUCCACUUUCCACUGUCUUUCUUUUAGCUUUUUUCUCAAUUCCACCUUUAUUGUGCUUUUUUUAGUUAUAAGAACUGAUUGUGUUACAAAAAAUUAUUUUUUCUGCUCUUUUAAGGAAUCUGCUAUAGAUACUCAGCUUGAUAACCGGCACAUCAUGCUCAGGGGAGAUACAGUAAGACUGUUUAUGUUGCCUUUUAAUCUCAUACUGCUUUGUAACUAGUAUUUUAAUUGACCCUAAGAAUUAUAAUAACAACCUGAGUAUUGGUUAAAAUGCAUUAGUACACUUAGUGUACAACCGUAGGUAAAAAAAAAAAAACAAGAAUUAAAUGGAAAUGCCUCCAACUAUAGAAUGAUGUGCAGAUCUUUCAGUUACUGCACUGGCCUGAAUGCUGUGACUAAAAGUUUGCACAAAAAACUGAGCAAGCAAGAAGCUAAGCCAAAAUAUUAUGUUUGAAUGUAUUUGUCUGGUCAGAGGCAAGUAAUAUUAUCAGCUCUUUUUACUAACUAUCAUAAAAUUUUGAUGAUGUGGGGUAUUUGUCAAGUUACAUGUACCUGUAGUUCCCCAUAAUUAAUUGUGCAACACAACUCCACUUGUACUUCACUGCAGCUGUGACUUAAUUUUCAUUAACACUUGGUGGUAAUUUAUUCUAGAUUUCAAGAAUCCUGAGAAUGCGAUCUACUGUUACUCAGUGGUUAGUUGUCUUGCUCUUACAAAAAAUUAAUAUAUACUCAUUUUGAUAUUGUUGAUCUACCUUAUCCCAAAAAUAUAUUACUUGUCGGACUCCCGUGAAAAUGAAAAUAUGUAGCACCAAAGAUUAGUAGCAUGACACUUUUAUCUGUAGCUUAAAAAUGAAACUUGUGUUGCACAUUUUCUUUCAACCACGGAGCAUACAUGUACAGUAUUUGAAUCUAUGAAAUCUGGACAAAAUAUAUUGUUAUAUUCCUAGACUUUCACUCAACUAAACAGGGACUUCCAUUGGUUGAUUCUUGGUCACAUGACCUUGACUAAAAUCAAAUCUCUGACUGACUUUUCCUUUUUUCUUUUCCAUUCUUUUAUUGACUUUUAGUUUUAGAGACCAUUACUUUGAUCACAGUUAUGUUGAGGUAAGAAAUGAUAUUACAUUUAACUCUUGCCUUGCAAUACCCCUGCAGCUGCUAGAGAAACCUUAAUGAUAUGGACAGCAGCCAAUUCCAGCGAAAAUAAUGAUUCACCAUUUUUUGACUAAAAUAAAUUCCAGGUAUUCCAGAAUUCGAAUCUCCUUACUGAGGACACUAACUCAUAUAUGGUCCUGAAAGCAUUAGCAGAAAUAGGAGUUUGACUGUAACAAUAUUGUGACUUUUAGUUAAAUACCAUAAAUGAUCUAAAGACUAAUGUACACCCUCUCAUAGAUGAAUGUCUCUUGUGCAUGACACUUGCUCCAAAAUGCUAGCUAGGAAAUAGUAAAAUAAAGGAAAAUCAUUCAAUUUAUUUAGUUUCUCGCUUGAUUAACAAGGUUUUGUGCAUUGCAUCUUGUUCACUGUCAAGUUCAAAUUAAAGAUUCAGACAUCGAAGUUGAGAUUUAAAAAAAAACGAUGAAUCUUAAAAUGACAUAGCUGUAUCAAUGGAUGGAGUGGUUAGUCUGCUAUUUAUAUACUGUGGUUUUCACCUAAAGUACCGUAUAUUAUUACAGUUUUGUGGAAUUUGUUACAGUUAUGAGAAUAAAUUCCUCUCUCUUUUGCAUGUGUAAACUCAUCUUAUGUGUUAAACUCCCUUGCUCGGGCUUCUAAAAUUAAAUAGAUGCCUAGGGCAUUUAUUUGAGCAUUUAUGAUAUAUUUAUUAAAGUUACUACAGUAAACUGGUGGUGAGAGAAAAUUUGUCAUACACAUAUAUCUUAAAUUUCUUGCUGGAGUCGACUCAGUGCUGUCUGCAGAGCCAUUUAUCGUUAUUUUUCUUAAUGCACUGUUUUAUCCAUUCACAGGUCACUCCACCCACAAUGGUCCAAACACAAGUUGAAGGAGGUUCUACUCUCUUUGAAUUUAACUAUUUUGGUGAAAAAGUAAGUGUUCAUUAUUUAAAGAUAAUUUUUUUUAAAAAAAAGUAAGUACAGUUUUAAGGAAGCAUUGCCAGUUGCCCAUCGUCUCUGGGCUACAUGUACCAACAUCUCGCGUCUACGAAGCUUGUGUGUACAUGUUCAAGAAAAGAAUCUUUGUAGCAAAGUGGAGAUUCAUAUGGCUAACCCUCUUUGUAAUUUUGCAGUUUUUGAAUUUCAGUUUUACGUGUUUGUUAUUCUUGUUCUUGUUGUUAGUUUUAGUGCUGUAUUUACUGACAUUGUGUUAAGUUUCCAAUAAUCAUUACAACCAUUAUGAUUGUAUUUUUCUUCUUGAAGGCCUACUUGACGCAGUCUUCCCAGCUGUACCUGGAAACACUCUUGCCAUCACUAGGUGAUGUAUUCUGUAUAGCACAGUCAUACAGGGCAGAGCAGUCACGCACUAGGAGACAUCUAUCAGAGUAAGUCUGUUGUCCUUACUUUACCGAAGCCCUCACAGCAGGCAUCCAAGGGGUUAGGGAAGGAUUGGAAAAGGGAGAAGGGAUUGGGGAGAGAGGAAAAGCUCCCUUUCUCCUUUCCCUUUUGCAUUUAUUCUUUUUUUCCCUCUCCCUCCCCCAACCCCUCUCCUUUUUAUGGCUGCCACUCAGGCUAACAUUACUGCCACAGCAGCUGCAAAGCAAGCCUGCGAAAGCAGACUAUUAUAGUAAUUUAAAAACUUUUCUCGCAAAUGUAUUAGGAUUAGUCUCAAGUUUGAUUUCAUUUUUAAGAGAUGUUCCCUUAGCUUACUGUUAAAGUUUGAGCUUUGAAAUCUUAUUAUUUUCAUGAUUUGUAUCGUUUUCCAGCAACUCAGCCACAGCUAGUUUGCUUUUGUCUUCGCCUAGAAGUUGACCCGCAUUAGCCUCACAAUCAUGCUAAGAAGGCUCUCAUCCCAGAGCAAAACAUGUACAUGUGAAACAGUCGCGAGGAUGGGUGUUUGCUCUUGAAGGUGACAGCAAGAGCUUUUGUUAAGAUUCCGUGGGAUCUGAUUCUGAAGUACCAGUAUUAUGUACAUGAUUUUGUGUUUUUUCCUGAUUUCAGAUAUACUCACGUAGAGGCAGAAUGCCCAUUCAUUUCAUUUGAUGAUCUCCUAGACAGGAUAGAAGACUUGGUACGAAUUUUUAUUUAUUUACUGUUUUUAUUAUUGUUUUUUCUUUUCAACCUUGGCUUUUAUUUCCGGUUCAACGAAUCAUGCAUAAUUAUGGUUGCACUGAUCAAAGCUUUGUUUAAUAAAAUUACAAUAGAGAAUGAGGUUUUAUCAACUAACUUAAGCAAGGCUCAAAGCUUCAGUUAUAGAAGCCAUGAUAUAAACCAAGUUAAUAGCACCAAACUUAUAUUAUGUUUUUCUUCCCCUCAGACUAAGCCCUAUAUUUCCUAUAGAAAUAAAUGUUCAAAGUAUACCCCUUUAUCCAUUUUUUUUUCUUCCAUUCCAGGUUUGCGACGUUGUUGAUAGAGUUCUGAAGUCUCCCCAUGCAGAAAUACUCAAGGAACUGAAUCCGGUGUGUAAAACCCAGGGCUUAUUAUUAUGUUUAGAAAGUAAUUUGUCUUAAAUUUAUCACUAAGCAAAAUAAAGGAAAAGGUGGUGACUCACAUUUAUCUUAUGCAUCUACUAUCUACCCUCUUUAAGUUUCAAAUAAUCAUUCUACAUGUACAUCAGCUACACUCAUCUCUGGUAAAAGUGGCCAAGUUUUCGUGAAAUUUACAUUACUCAAACUGCAACCUCCUAAGAAAGUAAGAGAAAAUCAAGUUGGUAGAGGGCUGGGGUGUUACAAUUCUCCAUUGAACCUUAGCUUGGUAAAUACAGUUUCUUCUUGUCACUCCAAUUCUGGCCCAGCAGUUGCUGAUUAUCUUGUCGGUAAAAAACCUAAAACUUAUUUAAUACAGACUUUGAUAAUUAGGUUAUACUAUGGUAUGAGUCUGUAGUACUCUUAUUAUCCGGCCAGCUAGAACAUCGAAAAAUUUUUUCCAUCUUUGUUGUCAACUUAACUUUUCUUUGCUUUCUUUGAAAAUCUUCUACAUCAUGUUUGAUGCUGCAAAAUAAAGUGCUCUUGGUAAUGACUUUGCCUCUAAAAAUUUGGAGUUGUCAAUUCACUUUUAUGAUAAUUUAUGUAUUUUUCCAUCAUUAUAACUGUCUUUUAGAAUUUCAAGCCCCCAAAGAGACCUUUCAAGUAAGUUCAUCAAGUGCUGUCAAUUGAAUAUCCAGGUUUCUUUGUUCGCGGAGUUCUUGGAGAACUCACUUCACAGCCACCAUAUAUUUUAUUUUGUCACAGGAGAAUGAACUAUUCUGAUGCUAUCGUGUACUUGAAGGAGCAUAACAUCAGAAAAGAGGAUGGAACGUUCUAUGAAUUUGGAGAGGUAUGAUGUAAUGUUACUUGACCAUGUCUUAGUCCUUACCACACAUGUCAAAUACAGAUAUGUCUUGAGAGUUCGUGUGUUAUUGUGACUGCACUCUUUCCAUGAAAUGGAAAAAUCCUCUGUGACAAUAAAUUAAUCUUAAAAUUUAAGAAAGAAGCUUGGUAUGAACAAAAUAAUUGUAAAGCAAAUAUUUUUUUAAAAAUUGCUGCGAACCACCAUUUUGAAUUUUUGACCAUACAUUUUGUUUGUUACCAUGGCAGUAUGCAGGAAAUUUAAAAUGGAGAAAAUAGCCAAAAUUUUUAUCUGCUACAUUAAAAUUUUGUUUCAGUUUUAAUAUACAUAAUAAAACUAGUCUUCAAUAAAAGGAUUCCCAAUCUUAAUUUUCACCUGUUGUUGUUGUUAUUGUUAAGGUAGGGGUAGGGGGAAAAAUCAAAUUAAUGUCAAUACUCUAUUUUUGUCUGCUGAUUUUGGACUCUUCUUUUUCUCUUUGCAGGACAUUCCUGAGAUGCCCGAGCGAAAAAUGACAGAUCAAAUCAACGAGGUACAAGAACUUCGGUUUCUCAAUACGACAUUUUAAUAGGCUUGCUUAUUGAUCCUUGAUUAUAUUAUUUUUCAUAACCUAGCCAAUCCUGCUGUGUCGUUUCCCUACGGAAAUUAAGUCCUUCUACAUGUUCAGAUGUCCAGAAGAUAAGCGUGUCACGGAAUCAGUAAGUACAUAACCUGCUAUGCUACAAUCGUCAUCAAAAGUGUUGGGAAGGCUGCUACGUUUUUCUCUUUUUUUCUUCUUCCCCUCGCCCCUGGCCCAUUGUUGUGUGCGUAAUUUUUCUGUUGCAUCCCAGAAUUGAAUAGGGGAGAUGGGGAUAUUUAGCAAAAAGGAAAGCCAUCCUUUUCGACAUUAAAAUGAACUACAGUCAGCUCCCGAUAAGUCGAACCUUCUAGGGAAAUCGAAAAAAGUUCGAGUUAUCGGGAGGUCAAAGCAAAUAACCGGAAAUAAGCAAAUAAGCAAAUUGAUGGAGGGGGGGGGGGGGAAUGCAAGUAUCAUGCACACUGCAAGUAUCAUGCACACUUCACUUUAGGGGCAGCAAGAGAUAUAGAUUAAUAUUUUUGAAAAGGAGUUAAGAAACAAAGCUUGAUUAACAUACAGGUAUGGACAGGAAUUUGAACUGCAGUAACAAAAAAGUGAAGACAGAGAAUUGACACGGUAGUUUUGGAAUAAAUUCAAUGUUUCGGACUUCAGUACAAUGUUUUAUUCUCCGACUUGUUGCGACCUUAACACAUGGUUCGAGUUAUCAAGGGUAAAGUUAUAUAGAAAUGAUCUGAAGGAAACAGAAAUUACUUCGAGUUUGCGGGAGGUUCGAGUUAUCGAGGGUUCGAGUUAUUGAGGGUAAAAUUACAGUAAAUGUAUGAAGGAAAUCCAAGGUAAGUCGACUUUGGUUUGAGUUUAUAGCGCGAGGUUCGAGUUAGCGAGGGUUCGAGUUAUCGGGAGUCCGCUGUACUGUUAAGUUGUAUAACCUUCCAAAUUGCUUUUGUCGUGGAUUGUGGGUUAUAGCUGAAGUCAUGGUGGCCAUGUUGGUUGACUAGAACAAAAGCUUUUUCCUCUGCUGGGAAGUAAACUCUUUCCAGGCAAAUUCUACGAAAAAAUAUUAUAUAUCUAAUUGUUUUGCCACCUUAUCAUGUGGUUUCAAACAAAGCAAGAUUGUUCCCAAUUUUAGGCAAAUUCAGAAACCGCCAGCUUUUCAUUGACUGGAAUAAUAAAAUGAGGUAUCAUCUUGUUCCGCUAUGAGUGGAAAAACUGGAGAUUAAUCACUGAACGAUUUUUUUGGAAGAACUUUAGCCCCAUAUUUCUGUAGUUUAUUUCAGAUUUUUAUCGGACUGUGUUUUAUAUGUCUGAGAAAUAUGUUAAGUGUGUUGCGUGGCCAUGAAUUUGCUAAUGUUUCCAGAGAAUGAGUAGAGGAGAAAGCACUUUGUAGUACGUAAUUUAUUGCCAGCAUUUAUCUCCAAUCCUGGUCACUGAGUGCUUAGCUAUAGACUAAUUAAACGGUCAUAUAACCUUAUGGGACAAAAAAUGCUGCUAGUGGAUUUUCGGAAACUUUGCUGUGGUAAUAAAAAGAUCAAGCUUCACGUAAACGACAAACGUCAGAUUCAAGUUGACAAUUUCUCAAAAUAGAGAAUGAGCAGAUGAAAACGGCUCAAAACAAUUCUUAUGGAUAAAAAAUUACGUGAAACUGCUAAUUUAUGUGUAGAAAUAAUGAACAGUGAACGACAGGUAAAUGGGAAACUUGGUCACGUGGUGCAAAUUCGCGUUUGCCGUCUGACGUUAACAUGAUGCUUAACCUCUCUAAUACCCCUGGUGGUGGUUACAGCGAGCAGUCAAAUGCAAUUAAGUCCCAAACUGAGAGACGUUCUCCUUUGUAUUGUAGCAACUAUUACAAACUCUAAAACGUUGAUUCCCUGUUUCUAGGUCGAUCUAUUGAUGCCUGGUGUUGGGGAGAUUGUUGGUGGGUCAAUGAGGAUGUGGCAUUAUGUAAGUUUGUUGUUUCUUUAGCCAAUAUCUUGUUCAUUGUCCAUUUUAGAGUUUCAUCUGAGACUCGAUCCCUGUUGACAGUUGUGCCCAAUUACACUUCGAGACAUUUAACUGGGUUCGAAUUUAGACCCGAAUUCCUGCGCAGCCUUGUAAUUCCCACUUUCGUAUUCCCCAUAAUACUAACUUUUUUGGUGAAAAAGGGAAAAUAAAGCUUUUCGGGGUGUCCUUUUUUGAGAACACGCAUAAAAAAGCUUUAAGUUAAAUCUCGUACUCGUUCUCGUCCUCAAAUCUAAAGCUCUCUAAUAUUCUAAAGUACUACAGUGACUGAAACCCAGUCUUAAAACCAGACAAUGUAAAGCCGGCGGGUGGGGGGAGGGGGAAGGCAGGGUAUGGGGUGGGGAUUUGAUUGUCUUUGUUGUUUCUAGGGUGGGGUAUUUGACUGAUCUUGUUCUCCCUUGGGAGGGGGUAUUUCAAUCUUUCUUUGCCCCACUUGCACUGGGAUCAAUUGAACGUUUCAAGAUCUUGUACAUUGCGGUAUCAAAGUAAACGAAAACUUUACUUUCAAAUCGGAAAACUCCACCAGGUUGUAAACCAACAGGGGAGGGGUUAAUUUUCAAGAGACCUUUAACAUGAGAGAGAUAAAACCUCUACGAUUUUGGGUUUGUUUUAUUUUCGUGACCGUGUUUGUAGAUAAUGUCAGUAAUCAAGAAAAAUUUGUUAAGACUUUUAAAAAUAAAUUUCAUUUGGUACCAUUCACAAAAGAACCUAACAGCACAUUCUCAUACAUGAUCUUAUCCAUGGGACAUAAGGUUAAAUGAAUACAAUGCCGUACGGGACUAAAAAUUUUUGAUACUGUUCAGUGUCGUAUUUCAAUAAAAGAUUUCAGUUAUUGCUUGAUAUACUUCCCGGGGUGGGGAAAUUUUUGUGCAUUUGACUGGAAUAAUUUGCCAGUGGGCGUAGAUUUUCAGGGCAUUAGCCCUUUUCUUUUCGAAAGGGUGCUAAUUCUCAUCUUUUCAAUUAUGUUUUGCGCUCUUGCUAUUUCAGGAUGAGUUGAUGCAAGGAUACGAACGAGAAGGAAUCGAUCCAACACCUUACUAUUGGUACACUGACCAGGUAUGUUUACGAAUCUACGUCUUUGUUUAAUCAAGCAACCAUUGUUCGUGUUUGUUACUUAAGGAAGUUAUUGUGAGCGACCAGAGGAGCCCUUAAUCCUAACCUAGAGGUUGCUUUUAAGCAUGAGCGUAAAACGUCUGUAGGAACGGAACGUAUUUAGCUAGCGGUUGUUUGGAACUUUGACUAAGAAUGAAUAGAAUGCAUAGUACGCAAUCUGAUCAACCGCGUGCGUUUGGACUUUCUAUCACUCGUAAUCUGAUUACGCGCGUUUUGUUCUUCUAUCACAUGAAACUUUCGCAAAGCACAUCACAGAAGUCGUGAGCGUUUUGGCCUUCGAUCUAUCUCCCCUGCACUCCAUAACUGUUUUUACUAGCAGUAAAAACAUUGAUCAAUAGUGGAUGUAGACAAACUAGUAAGCCAAUCAGAGCUAAGUAAACGCAUGCAGCGGGAGCCAGUUGCGGGAAAACGCACGCAGCCUGGUCAGAAUUGUUCUGGUUCCAUCGCGGAUUGGUUACAGGGAAGUGCCGUGUGAUAUUUCAGCCAAUCACAGAGUGCAACAAUUCGAUACCAAAACACUGUUAAACCAUUCACAGUUUACUUGUUUUCCCGCGUGCGAUUGGUGACGUCUAUCGCCGGGGCCCAUUUUUCCUUUCGUAAACGGUCUUUGCCAUUUCGUACGGUCGAUGCCACCAUUGGUAACUAGAGAGCUUUAGCAACGACGACGGCGACGGCAACGAGAACGGAAAAAAAGCAAUAGGUUUAGAUAAGCAAAACAACAACUUGGCACGUGCAUCACACUUUUUUGUACAUUUCUUUGCUGUCACUGCACGACUACGACGUGAAAUUGCCUAAUUUCACGAUUUAUGGAGAACGUAAACAAACGACGACGAAUUUUCCUUUCUCUUUCUAAGCUUGAAUCCGGUCCCCAAGAAAGCAACUCCAAGGAAAUUCGCCCAGAUUUCACAUUUUCAGUGAAUUGGAAUAAACGCGACAAAGUUUGAAAAAACGCGAAUUCAUUUUAAAAGUGACUUUGUCGCUGCCGUUGCCGUCGUCGAUGCUAAGGCUUCCUACUAACGACGACGGCGACGUCAACGAGAAGGGCAUAAAACCUUUCACAUGACAUCACGGCGGCCAUAUUGAUGUCCCAAAACAAUGAAACGACAGCCAUGUUGUUGUCCAAAACCAGUCCUGUGGGAGUUGAACUCUUUUCUUGUGCAAAUGCUUUCUUUUGUUCCAAUAAUUUGCAUAGAUGCUGGCCACGUGAGUGAAAACACUCUAUAGGUUUAGAUUGGCAAAACAACAACUUUGCACGUGCAUCGUGCAUUUGUGGUACAUUUCUUUGCCGUCACUGCACGCCGACGUGAUAAUGCCUAAUUUCACGUUUUGUGGAGGAUGUGAACACAAGGCGACGACUUUCGUUCGGCCACUCGCUCGGGACUUCUCCCCCAAACGGUAAAUCCUAGAUUAGCCUGCGUAGCAGGUGCAGGGUAAUCCUCGAUAGACCCUGUAAACCUAUUGCUGUUUUGCCGUUCUCGUUGCUUAAGCUCCCUAUUUCGAGGGGAAACCAGUGGUGCGGUCCUAAAAUGCCGGGUGUUUUCUCUUUAACUUUUAUUUUCUCGGCAAGGGUAACAGUCUCUCUUUUUUUGCAGAGAAAGUAUGGUUCUUGUCCCCACGGAGGUUAUGGACUGGGACUGGAGAGAUUCUUGACUUGGUUACUGAACAGGGAUCACAUCAGAGACGUGUGUCUUUACCCACGAUUUACCGGAAGAUGUCGACCAUAA